Messenger RNA from Lytechinus pictus (painted urchin), 504 nucleotides. Its product is annotated as golgin subfamily A member 6-like protein 25. The record is from RefSeq and is a predicted model, not a curated record. The transcript has a single exon. NCBI's taxonomy places the organism in Eukaryota, Metazoa, Echinodermata, Echinoidea, Temnopleuroida, Toxopneustidae. The coding region runs from base 1 to 504 and encodes 167 amino acids.
AUGCAGGAGGAGGAUGAUAGGCUGGAUCAGCAGCAAGAAGAAAUUGAGGAGCAGAAUAUAGAGAAAGAGAAGGAAGACGACCAGCAAAAUCAGCAGGAGAAUAUCGCUCACGAGGAGGUGGAAUUUCAGGCUGAAGUUUAUGAGCAGGAGAAAGAGUUAGCAGAAUUGGAGAAGGAAGAGAAGCAGAUGGAGGAAGAGGAUCAGGACGCAGGGCAGAAUGUAGAAGAGGACUACCUCCAGCAGCAGGAGGUUGAACGGGAGCAGCGAGUGGAGCAGCAAGUGGAGCAGGAAGGAGGGAUACAAUGGGAGAAGCUGGAGGUAGAUCAAGGGGCGUUGAUGGGGGAGGUAAAAAGGGAAAUGUGGAAUCCGAAGGUAGAUGAGGAUCGGGAUGGAUUAAAAAUGCAGGAAUGGGUGAACGAAAUUCACAGAGAUCUGGAUUCAUCAGUCAAAGUUGGACAUAGGAGGCGGAAAUGGUGUAGAAAACUACUUUGUUGUUUGGGCUAG